This is a messenger RNA of Octopus bimaculoides (California two-spot octopus), 434 nucleotides long. RefSeq lists its product as uncharacterized. The record is from RefSeq and is a predicted model, not a curated record. NCBI's taxonomy places the organism in Eukaryota, Metazoa, Mollusca, Cephalopoda, Octopoda, Octopodidae.
AUUAUUGCAAUGGCCAAGCGUACAACGUUUACAAUAGCAUUUGCUGCGGCACACAAAUAUCAUCUAUAACUGGUUUCAAAGCUCCUGCUUGUUGUGGAAAUAUUGCAUUUGACAGAGAUGCAAAUUUAUGUUGCGGCGGGGCACUUGUUGCAAGAACAUCAACAGCAAAUGGUUGUUGCGGUGUGGCUUCUUUAGAUUUAUCUAUUAAUGAUUGUUGUGCCGGUAACGCUAUUGCGAGACUGGCUCAAAUAUGUUGUAAUGGAGCACCAAUUGCCAGAACAUCAAUAUAUGAUGUUUGUUGCGGGGCAGCUAAAAUGGAUAAGACCAAGGAAGUUUGCUGUAAUGGAAAUGCAGUAACAAUUGCUUCUACUUUUCCAACAGGAAAUAAUCUCGUACCAAACACGUAUGCUUGUUGUGGAAGUUCACUUUUCCGU